AUGGCCUCCCCUGUUAAGACUGUUGUACAGCAGGCCCAGUACCCUGUCCAGGUCUCUGCCAGUCUGGUGUCCUCUUCCUCUAAACCUGGAGCAGAUCCUGUCUUCAUUAAAGGACUAUCCACCCCGUUUUCUUCCAGGACCACCCCAGCCUCUAGCACAGGGUCUGUUCCAGAUAGAUCAACCAUGACUCAACCUAAAUCUCCCAAGUCCACAGCCAACAUGUACAACUCUAGAUUACCCUUAAAAUCAGUCCUGUCCUCAUCAUCCUCCUCCCCUGUCAGAACCAUCGCUGGUCUGUCCUCAUCCUCCUCCCCUGUCAGAACCAUCGCUGGCCUGUCCUCAUCCUCCUCCCCUGUCAGAACCAUCGCUGGUCUGUCCUCAUCCACCUCCCCUGUCAGAACCAUCGCUGGCCUGUCCUCAUCCUCCUCCCCUGUCAGAACCAUCGCUGGCCUGUCCUCAUCCUCCUCCCCUGUCAGAACCAUCGCUGGCCUGUCCUCAUCCUCCUCCCCUGUCAGAACCAUCGCUGGCCUGUCCUCAUCCUCCUCCCCUGUCAGAACCAUCGCUGGCCUGUCCACUACUUCAGCUACGUCUAAGGUGAAGCCCCUCCCCUCUCUGUCCUCACCAGCCCACUCCUCAGAAGCCUCUGCUAUGGUGAAUGGAUUAGUUUCUCCCAUGAAGUACGCCUCUUCUUCUCAGUCCUCCUCCCCCUCUCCCUCCUCCCCCUGCUCCUGUCUGCUCUCUGAUAGGUCUAUCAGUCUGCAGGAGAGGAUACAGCCCGCCCCUCCCACUGCCACGUCCAAUGUUAGAGCAGCUAUAAAUGAGGCUGAAAGGACUUUUAACUCUUCGGGGUACGGAACACUCAAAUCAGUGUCCUCCUCACGUAGAUCGGACAACUCAACGUCUGUCUACGGCUCUAUGAGGUCUCAAACCUCUUCCACCACCUCAGCAACAUACAAUACAAUGACUGUACCAGUGUACUCUUUUCUCGAUGUUGUGACCGAGUCCCAAGUGAAAAAAGGGCCGGGGUCGCUGAAGAUGUCGCCUGCAGACUCUCGCAGGUCAAAGACGGCAGUGAAGUCCCCUCCUUACAUCACCCCCCCAGGGCUCACUCUAACCCCGCCCUCCUCCCUGUCCUCCAAUCAGGACAUCCUGAAAGACGUGGCCGAUAUGAAGGAGGACCUGAUCAGGAUGACGGCCAUCUUACAGACUGACCCCAGAACGGCCAGGAACGUUCCGUCUCAGACCCCUAAAGAGCCUAAGGUGGAGGAUGAGGAGCCCUUCACGAUAGUAGAGAAAGUGAAGGAGGAUCUAGUUAAGGUCAGUGAGAUACUGACCAAGGAUGUGGUGAGUGAUAGUCAAGCCUGUAGAGGGAAGCCCUCUGAGGAGGAGUGGGAGGAAUUCUCUAAAGAUGAGUUAGAGGAAGCCCAGCAAAGUGCUGAGGAAUUCUUUCACCCCCCAUUUGACGCUAACACCCUCUCCUUUAGGCCCCAGUCUAUGCCCAGUAAAGAGUUUAAUCUAGCCCAGGUUGUUGACUACCUGGCCAAUGACAUAGGCGCUAGUUCUCUUUCUAAGAUGGCCGAGAUGAAGAGCCGAUAUGAGGAGGCGAAAAGGGAAGGGGAGGACAAACAGAAACUCAAGAAACUCAAGAUGCCGCCGCCCCCAGGCAUGCGCACCUCUGCCUCGGAGAAAGACUUAUGUAAACUAGCAGAGACGUAUAAUGGACCUGACGCCAUAUUGGAGUCACCAGAGGACUUCUCUCAUGAGCAGGAUAAGAGUCCUCUGUCAGACAGCGGCUUUGAGACCAGGAGUGAAAAGACUCCUUCAGCCCCCCAAAGUGCAGAGAGCACAGGGCCCAAACCCCCCUUCACUGACCCCAUCCCCCCCUGCAUCACCGAGACUAGGACCGAGGUGGUCCAUAUCAGGAGCUACGAGCGCCCAGACGGACCCGGUGAGGCGCUGAUGGAGGAGGCAGCCUCAGCAUCGCCGGCUUGCAUUGAACCAGAGGUCUCCGCCGCCUUCAUCAAAGACAAAGUCAAAUCAUUCCAGAUUAAAGUGUCUGACGACUCUGACUCUGUCGUUAGCAAGAGCAUGAGGCUCAAAGAGGAGACCCACAUCACCACCACGACGCGCAUGGUUUACCACAAGCCGCAGCUGAAGGACGGCUCUGAGAGGAUCGAAGAGACCAUGUCAGUCAGAGACAUCAUGAAAGCAUUCCAGUCCGGAAGGGACCCCUCCAAGGAACUAGCUGGACUGUUUGAGCACAAGGCUGGCCAGGACUCUGUCAAAGGGGAUGAACUCACCCCUAGGUUCCUUGAUAACGACACUAAAGCCAAUAGAAUAAUGGAGGUUCACAUAGAAAAAGAAGGAAACACAUUCCAACCAACUGAGGUGAUUAUCAGGGAGACCAAGAAUCAUCCAGACUCUUAUUUCUAUAAAGGAGACAGUAGAAUCCAAGAACUGCCUAAUUACAACGAGGCGCAGCAGGAAGGGGAGGAGCUUACUGCUGAUGACAGCCGGCCCAGCUCCGCUCAGCUCAUGGCCGAUGACUCCUAUCACGAUGACGAGCUCUCUGAACUCAGGGGAGAGUCUUACAGGUUCGCUGAGAAGAUGCUCCAUUCUGAGAAACUAGACAUAGCCCACUCUGAUACAGAGGACUCUAUGGCCGACCAAACACACCGUAUGACCUCAGAGUCGCAUGGGGCAGAGAGCGAUUACGGUGAGAAAGGGGCUGUGCCCAGGAAAGAGUUCACUUUCAAGUCAUCAAAGGAUACAUCCUUUAAGUCAGGUAAAUGUUCACAUAAGGAUGACCAGUUUGACAAAGUGACAGUGUUGCAUUACACCGCAGAGCCAGGCAGUCCAAAACAUGCCGUUUGGAUGCGCUUCACCGAGGACAAGCUGGACAGGAACAGAGAGAAGCUCAUCUACGAGGACCGCGUGGAUCAAACUGUCAAGGAAGCGGAGGAGAAACUAAGCGAGGUCUCUCAGUUUUUCCGUGACAAAACUGAGAAACUGAACGACGAGCUGCAAUCCCCGGAGAAAAAGCCUCCAAAGAGAGACCCCAGGGAGACCAGGUCUGGGCCCAGCUCCACCUGUGGUAGCCCAGAGAAAACCCAGCAGAAAGCCAAGGCAGAGGGGGAGGAGUGGGGCAAGGGAAGGGGGAACAUACUGUUCAGUAGUACGACUGAGAGGAAGAGCUCUAGUCUACCCAACAGUCCAGAGAGAGCUGUUCUCUCCCGCUUCAGUGAGGAGACAUCCAAACAGCAGACAAAGGUGGAGGAAUGGUCUGAGCCAAGCCAUGUUAAAGCCUCCACCUCUAAAGUGAGCUCUGUUAGGAUGAAGUUUGAAUCAGAGGCACAGAACCAAGAUAAGAGGAGUUCUCAGCUAGUACAGUCCACACCCCCAGUCAGCAGGCUGCAGGAGAGCAAACUGCCGGUGGAUCAACUGUUCACUGGAGGAAAGACAACUAAAGGGUCUGAGGCCACAGAGGAAGGAAGUCCUUCUAAAAAGAGUCCAGAGAAACCCAAAGGACCUGCCUCAAAUAGCAGUAAGUCAGUUGUCUCAUCAGCUGCCCCAAAACAAUCAGGAGACAAACGGACUAAUAAGAACCUACUAUACACCACAGCCCAAAAACACCUAACAGGGCAGACUGAUAAAGAACCAGAGGAAACAACCCCAAGGCAGACUGAUAAAGACCCAGAGGAAACAACCCCAAGGAGCCAGGAGAGGAUUGGGACCCCAACGAGCCAGGAGAGGAUUGGGAUCAGUAAGGGUGGAAAGGGACCAGCAUCACAUGACACACCCAAGGAGAGAAGUGGUGAAGGUGAAAAAGCAGACGUUUCCGGAAGGGAUUCUCCUUCCAGACAGGUCGCAUCAAGUCCCACAACCAAUAGGGUUGCUCAUUCUGAACCUGUGUCUAAAGACUAUGGGGAUGCACCAAACAAGAAUGUUAGAAAAAGGCCAGAGUCCCAGAUCCCAGUCAGGUCUGUGUCUAGUCACUCAGACAGCGAUCAGUCAAAGAAAGCAAAACAAGACACAGUAAUUAAGCCAUCUGAAAAGACAUCCCAAAUCCCCAUACUAACUAUGAACAGAAUGCAGGUCAGCCCAGUAACAAGCCCUAUAAAGACAGAAGAACUAACAGACACGUCUCUAGAAAUAUUAGAUAACGCACCAAAAGAUUCUAACUUGAACAAUGUGCGUGACACUUGCACAAGAGAAAAACAAGAGAGAUUAGCAUCAGAGACAACCACCACCAGAGAAAACUUCAAAAGCAUCAAAACAUUACCUGUGUAUGUGAGUGUCCAGGUGGGUAGGCAGGGAGAAAGAGAGGGCAGAGGAGGGGUACUGUACAAACAGAAACAGCCCUCAUCGCCUCAGGCCAGUCCUGAUGAUGACACGCUAGAGCAGGUCUCUUUCAUAGACAGCUCAGGGAAGAGUCCCCUCACCCCAGAGACCCCCAGCUCAGAGGAGGUCAGCUAUGACCUCACCUCCAGAACACCAGACUCCAUCCUGGGCUUCAUGCCCUUCCAGCCCAGCCCUAUUCCAGAGGUCUCUGAGGACUCCUCAGAGGACGAGCAGGGCCAGGACCUUUCCUUCAAGGACUUCCCACCAGAGAGACCUAAUGUCACAGCAGCUGACCUUAAGAAUGGAAACCACCAGGCUGGACAGACGCCUAAAGACAAAGGAGUAGCGUACAUCCAGUUCCCCCCUCCGCCUCCCCUGGACUCUGAGCAGUCCAGCCCUGAGAAGAAGAAGAAGGAGGGAUCAUGUGGUUCCUUGGAGACGGAGAUGAUGGAGGUCAAUCUCCAGGAAGAGCAUGAUAAACACUUCCUUACGGAGCCCAUCAUCAGAGUCCAGCCCCCCUCCCCGGUCCCCCCCGGGGCUGACGACAGUGACUCUAGUGAUGAUGAGUCCGUCUUCCAGCCCCUCUCCUUUAAGAAAUACACCUUUAAGAUCUCAGAGGGGCAGGAGCAGGAGGACAAGAGUGGGUCCAAAUCCCCAAAACAGGAUAAAAACAGAAACAACAAAGAGCCAGGAACUAACAGAACUAAUGGAAGUAAUGGAAUUUACGAAGCUGGUAAAACAGUGGAGUACGACUCUGAACAGAAUGGAAACGACCAGUCCAUAACAGACUGUUCUAUCGCCUCGACGCCAGAGUUCUCUCAUGACACUGACGCUACUGAGAUUGACUCCCUGGACGGGUAUGACAUGCAGGAUGAGGAUGAUGGUCUGUGUGAGAUGGACACUAAACCCUUCAGCCUGCCGGACAGCAGGAAGGACGUGUGGGCCUCAGACAGCAUGCUCCGGUCCUGCGACCGCUCCUUCAGUCAGACCAAACUAGAGGUCAUUGAAGAGGAAAAAACACCGGAGGAGGAAUGCAGAAAGGCUCAAGCUAAAAGUGAUCCAGUUGACAUUAAAACGGAUGGGGCCAGCUCUCAGGACCAGAAGGACAAAGAUGGGUUUUCUGAUACGUACUUUAGUUACAAGCUAGAGGAGGCGUUUGACUCUCCAUUUAAAACUGUUGCUACUAAAGGUCUGGACUUUGACCCCUGGUCCAGUAAAGGAGGUGACGAUGAAGUGGUUGACGCCAGGAUAAAAGACGACGAGCCGAAGCCGUUUGGGCUGGCAGCAGACGACAGGUCACAGGCCACGACCCCAGACACGACCCCUGCCAGAACCCCGACCGAUGAUAGCACCACGCCGACUAGCGAGCCUAACCCAUUUCCCUUCCAUGAAGGGAAGAUGUUUGAGAUGACUCGCAGUGGUGCGAUUGACAUGAGCAAGCGGGAUAUUGUUGAAGAGAGACUGCAGUUUUUUCAGAUUGGUGAGCAUAACUCUGAAGGGACGUCAGGGGGCGUAAGGGACUGGGUCAGAAGGUCAGGUGUAAUCAUGUCACAGACUAGGGUAAAGGCCCCUAAUGAGGCCCCUGUUUUGACAAGCCCCUGA
Molecule: messenger RNA, 5943 nt
Organism: Coregonus sp. 'balchen'
Lineage: Eukaryota; Metazoa; Chordata; Actinopteri; Salmoniformes; Salmonidae
Source: the annotation of a GenBank genome assembly